AUGGAUAAAAAUAAAGCUAGGAAAUCAACUCAAACUCCUGCUAAUAAAAGACAAUCAACUCCAGGUGGCUCAAGUUAUAGUGCUAAUCGUACCAAUAGUAAUAAAAGUUCUGAGAAAUGUCCAAAUGUUCGAUCCAAAAGUACCUUAUCCAGAAAUGGUAAAUAGCACCACUGAUGAUACCUACUAUAAGUAAUAAAUUAAAAUAUAACAAGUGCAUUAAUAUUAUAAUCUCACUUUAUUAUAGAUGUUAGCCAAAAUAUUACCUUUGGAAGAAAAGAUAGUAAUGGUAGUAUGCCAAAUUUAAAUGCAAGUGGUAGUAGAAAUAAUAAAAUAGACAAAACUACUCGACUUCGAUUUGCGUAUGAUGAAUAUCUGAGUAGUUUAGAAGCAAAAUAUAUAUUCCAACUUAAUGAAGAAAAAAUAAACUCAAAUAUUAAUCAACAAAAAAAAGUUUUUAUGGGAGAAUUUGAUAUGCUUAGAAAACAAAUGCUAUCAUUAAUUGACAAAUUAAAAUCAAUAAAUUCGUUAAAAAUAGAAAAAAAUAGUUUAGACAAAAAAACUGAAGUUAUUGAAACCCUCUGUGUGUAAUGUUAUAUUGUAUUAGUUAUUCAAUAAAUAAAUAAAUUUAAUUUGUGUAUAUCUAACUAUAAUUAUUAUUUUCAUUUUAGAUAAAAAUGUUGAAGUUAGUAAACCAGAUGAAAAGAUUAUGUCACUGUUUACUAAUACAGUAUCUAAAAUUGUUGUGAAGAAUUAUAAAAAAAUGGAUGAAAAUGAUUUAAGUGAGUUUACUAUAAAUGCAUUUUGCCUACAUGUAAUAUUUUCAUUGUUUUAACGGUUUUAUAUUUUAUAAAAAUAAUAUUAAUUAAAUGUACUACAAAUUAAUAGUUCAUAAAAAUGAUAGGUACAAUAAAAUAUUUAAUUUUCCUUAUUACAACGUUAGAUAGUAUUGUUUUAUUUAAUUAACUUUUUAAAAGUUUAUGUAAGUUGUUACCUUGGUUAUUAGUUUUUUUAAGAACUUUAACUAUGAUAUUUUAAAAAAUUAUUGUUUUAAAAAUUGUAUUGUACAUAUAAUUUAUAUUGAUUUCCUAUUUAAUAGAUACUGUUAAAACUUUACUCAGUGAAAUUAUAGAACCCUUAAAACUACUUGAUUAUGAAAAUAAAAUAUCAGCACGUAUUCAACUCAAAGAUCUGUUAAUUAAAUUAGUGAUGUUAACAAAUGAAUUGGAUAAAUAUAAAGUAAAGUAAGUAAUAUGCAGUGGUGAUUAGGGGAGUGUCUUUGUUAGUCCUUAGUAUCUUAUUUAAAUGUUAUUAAAUCCUUUAGUACUUAGCUUCAAUAUUUUAUAAAAUAACAAAGUAAAAACAAAAUUAUUAAAAUGGUUAAUACUCUUAAAUAAAUAUGUUAAUAAAAAAUAAAUAAAUGAAUAAAUGCGUCAUCUGGAGUAUUAUGAUAAGUGUAUUAUACGACCGGUUUCAAAUUAAAAAUUCAUCAUCAGAUGUAUUACAGUUAAAAUGUAGAAUGCAACUGAACAUAAAAAAUUAAAUGAAGUCUGUAUUAAUAUCAAAACUUAUAUUAUGGUUAUUUUCUAAAACAUGUUUAGCAAAAUUUGAAUUAGGGGCAGUCUUUAAAUUUAUUUCAGAAAUGUGUUCUUUAUAACUUAUUUUAAAAUUUCUACUCGUCUUACCAAUAUAAAAUGUAUUACAGUUAAAUUUAAGUUUAUAUAUACCAGUAUUUUCAAAAUGGGGGGUUUAUUAUGAAGUUUUUAGUAAUAGAACUUAAAAAGUUAACGUUUCACUACUGCAAUAUGCUAAUUCAAGCUAUUUAAAAAGAAAAAUUUCGUAGAUCAUUUAACAUGACUAAAUAUAACCAAAAGUUGGGACAUAUAGUAGGACGCGAACAUUUUACACAUUUUAGAGGGACUAUUCGUCGAUAGAUUCUAAAAGGGAAUAAGUCUUAAGAUUUACCUUAUUUGCGCCUAAGAUAUUUAAAAAUUUCAAGACUAGAAUUUUUUGUUAGCUGUCGAGUUAGGUGGUUUGUGAGCCUCACCAAAAUAUUUACCUCUCAAAAAUUUUGAUUUUGCCAAGUCACUGAUAUUAUAUAAUAUUAAAACAUGAAUGGAAAAAAAUAUAUAUUGUUAUUUAUUUAUAUCGUUUAAAUUUAAAUUAUAUAUUUAUUUCUAAGAGCUGAAGAAUUAUUUGAUAAACAAGAGCAUAUGCAAAAUUAUAGUUCAGCAAUCAAAAUAUCAAAAGAUCAACUUGAAGAAAACCAAGAUAUGACAUUGCUGGUAAACAAUAUUAAUAUUAUGGAAGAUAUUCAACAAGUUUUGGAUGAAAUAUAA
Messenger RNA from Cinara cedri, 2336 nucleotides. The record is from the annotation of a GenBank genome assembly. NCBI's taxonomy places the organism in Eukaryota, Metazoa, Arthropoda, Insecta, Hemiptera, Aphididae.